CUCAGACAGUUGGACGUCACCACCAACCCGGCUACUGGCACCAUCUCAUAACCAUGGACCGCUCUCUGACUCACAGAUUCCGGUCGUCAUUUUUCACCUCUCCACUCACCCAUUUGCAAAAUCGCCAUACACCCCUAACCACCGGACCCGUGCCCGCAUUUCAAGGCCGUCGAACUCAUUCUCUGACAACCAUGGCUGCAAAGAAAAUCGGUGGAGUGGGCCAAGAGUUGAACUUGAUUGCUUCCCAGAAGCUUGACUAUGCUGCUGCUCGCAGGAGGGUUCGAUCGGCUUUCAUGGAGGUGCAGCAGAACCUUGAUCAUCUCUUGUUCAAGAGGGCUCCAGACGGUAUAAGAACAAAGGAGUGGAUUGAAAGGAAUUCGAAGGGAUUGGAGGUUUUUUUUAGAAGCUGGAUGCCAGAAUCAGGUGUUAGAAUUAAGGGUGCUGUCUUUUUUUGCCAUGGUUAUGGUGAUACUUGCACCUUUUUCUUUGAAGGUAUUGCUAAACAUAUUGCGGCCUCUGGGUAUGGUGUUUAUGCUAUUGAUCAGACUGGUUUUGGCCUUUCUGAAGGAUUGCAUGGUUACAUCCAUAGUUUUGAUGAAUUAGCUGAUAAUGUUAUUGAACAAUAUGAGAAGAUCAAAGGAAGACCUGAAUUGAGAGGGUUACCCUGUUUCAUUUUUGGACAGUCCAUGGGUGGAGCCAUUACCCUCAAAGUUCACUUCAGGGAUCCACAUGGAUGGGAUGGACUGAUCCUCGUAGCACCAAUGUGUAAAAUUUCAGAAGAUGUGCUUCCCCCAGCAGCGGUUUUGAAGGCAAUGACCUUUCUAUCCAAAGUUUUCCCAACGGCAAAGCUAGCCCCUCAGAUAGAUCUAGCUGAACUGGCCUUCAGAGAGCCAUCAAAAAAGGAAAUGGCUGUGUACAAUGUGAUAUGUUACAAUGACCGAAUGCGAUUAAGAACUGCUGUAGAACUGCUAAAUGCCACCAGGGAUAUUGAGAUGAAUGUGGAGAAGGUUUCAGCUCCGUUACUGAUCAUUCAUGGAGCUGCAGAUAAGGUGACAGAUCCUAUGGUGAGCCGGUUUCUUUAUGAGAAAGCCUCCAGCAAGGACAAAACUCUGAAGCUAUAUGAAGACGGCUAUCACUGCAUUCUGGAAGGGGAACCUGAUGAUAGAAUUCUUACAGUCCUUAAUGAUAUUAUUGCUUGGCUGGAUGCUCGGUGCUUGGAUAAGUAAAUUUGGUUACAUGCUUUGACUCUUUAUUCGGUGUCACUCAACAUUCCACUUCCCUUCCUCUGUGGCAAUGUCACUGCUUAUAUCCAAUAUGUCUCUCGUUACCCUUAGGAGUUUCUGCUACCAUUGUUUCACUAGUGCUCAAAAAUCAAAAUCUUGGGUUAGGUUGAUGUUUUCCAUUAGUUUCCUCCAAACUAUCUAGUAGUUGGCAAUAGAUCAAUAAACAAAUGUCAACUGAUGUAGUUUUUCAUAUUAUUCAGGGGAGAGAUUAAUCCACUUUGCGGCCAUAAACAUUCCUUAACUAGGAAUAUAAAAGGGGAUAUGCAUUCCAUUGUUUAAAAUAUAAUUUUCAGUUGUAAAAGUCCCCGCAAUUGUAUUCUUUCAUUUUGAGUGGAUAUUGUUGAUUCUUCUAACAUAAAUGAGACUUUGUUAG
Messenger RNA from Rubroshorea leprosula, 1656 nucleotides. Lineage: Eukaryota; Viridiplantae; Streptophyta; Magnoliopsida; Malvales; Dipterocarpaceae. The record is from the annotation of a GenBank genome assembly.